Rattus norvegicus (Norway rat) is the source of this 718-nucleotide messenger RNA. RefSeq names its product succinate dehydrogenase complex assembly factor 3 (gene Sdhaf3). Lineage: Eukaryota; Metazoa; Chordata; Mammalia; Rodentia; Muridae. The transcript has 2 exons. Gene Ontology annotation, biological process: mitochondrial respiratory chain complex II assembly. Gene Ontology annotation, cellular component: mitochondrion; mitochondrial matrix. The coding region runs from base 17 to 394 and encodes 125 amino acids. The record is from RefSeq and is marked validated.
GAGCACGCGCGGCGCGAUGACCGGGAGGCAUGUUUCAAGAGUCCGGUCUUUAUAUAGGCGAAUCUUGCAGCUACAUCGGGCUCUACCCCCAGACCUCAAAGCCCUGGGUGACCAGUACGUGAAGGACGAAUUUAGGAGACAUAAGACCGUUGGUCCUGGCGAGGCCCAGCGUUUCUUAAAGGAAUGGGAGACAUAUGCAGCAGUGUUGUGGCAACAAGCUAAGGACAGCAGACAAAGUUCAAGCGGAAAAGCAUGCUUUGGCACUUCUCUCCCAGAAGAAAAACUCAAUGACUUUCGUGAUGAGCAAAUCGGACAGUUGCAGGAGCUAAUGCAGGAAGCUACUAAGCCGAAUCGGCAGUUCAGUAUCACCGAGUCUACAAAACCACACUUGUGAUACAGUAAUCUUAACGCACCUCCUCUAUUCAUCGACUCUAAAAGUAUACUCUUUCUGCUUCAUGGAAUUGUCUUAUUUUUGCACAGUAUGAACAAUGCAUGAUCAAGAUCACAAAUGGCGCACUAUGCCAUCAGUGCAACGACAUUUACUUACUGUAUGGAAUGUAGUUUUAUGGAAUUUAACUUCUGGACUGAAGAAAGUACACUUUGGAAUUAUGCUGAAAAUUUUUUGUAUAUGAAUUUGUUUUAAAUUCUAUUCCCAUCAAACCUUAGCCCCCUGAUUUGUCUCUCGCUUCAUCAGUUAAAUAAACAUAUAAUAACAGAA